CAACAUAGAGGAAUUUGAGUUCUCUGAAUGGACAGAUAGUUUAGAAGAUGAAUUCAUGGAGACAGAGAGCGCUUUAGUCCAUGGAAGCAUGCAGAAUAAUAUUACUCAGCCACUUGAGAAAAAUAAUGGAAGAUGUAUAGAAAAUAGAGAUCUUAAGUCAAGAAAGCUUUCUUGUUUGGGUGAAAGUUGUCAGGGGAAGAUGUUUCACAUUCAAGAGAAUUCUCUUCUUUCUGGUUACCUUAGAUCACUUGAUGGGAUGGCUGAAUCAUCUAACGAACCCAUCAUUCAACUUUUUGGUUCAAAGUUUGCUGCUGGCUCAGCACUUGCCUGUAAAACAGACACAUUGUUUUAUUUAUUAAGACAACAGAUUUUUAAAUUAAUGAAUAUGCAAAGUGAGGAAGGGAUGUUACCCUUAUCUUCUGAAAUGAAUUCAAAAUGUAUAAAAAUAAGAAAAGAAUGUGCACAUUUUAUGGCCUACGUACACAACUAUAUCAACAGAUAUUGUAUGAGUCACUGUGACGUUGGUAAUCUACCUGACGGUCAAUUUAUUAAAAGUGUUCUUCAUAUGCCUGCAAUUCUCAGGCAAGAACUUGGAGGAAUUGUACAAUUCCUUGGAAGACUCACGGAAUUGUCAAUCACUUCCCUUAUAAGGACUGACAUGAGAUUGUCAGCUGACCGGCCGUCUGCAACAUUCCACAUGUUUCAUGUUUAUCUUGAUAUGGUAUGCAACGUCAUUCAAGCAUUAUGGGAAAUUCUUAACAAACAAGAUAAAGAAAGCUGUAACAAUUUACAAGAGAUUGAUGACAUCAUUCUGUCAAUCAAAAACAUUGCAAUGGCUUUACUAUGGGACCUAACUGCCCUAGCAGCCACAUCGUUCAACAUGGUACCCAGAUCAGAUCUUCACAAAACCUCACCUUUUCUUUGUUCAUGUGUUUGUGAAGUGUGGGUAUCACUUAUUCACACUCUAGACCAGCUGUCAGGACAAUACAAUCUUGAUCCAUUCUGGUCAUUGUUGUCCAGUAUUCUACAACAAGUUCUCAGUCCAGGAGAUAACUCAUCACAAAAUACCAAUGAAGAAGAAAUUUCUGAUGUUCAGUCUGACUUUACUUGUAACGAUCCUGAUCAUUUCUGUUGGUGGCUGGUUGCAAAGGUUGCGCCAUUAUACUGGUUUAAUGACGGCCAUGUUUAUGCAGUCAGGAGAAAGGGAUCAAAACCAGGAAAUUGGGUGUUCAUAACAGAGCUUCUGAAAUCUUCACUUUCAAGUUUAAAAAGUGGCCAAGAAGAGUACCAUCGUCGAUUCUAUCUAAGAUGUUGUCUUGCUGUGUCCUGUCAUUGGUCAGCUAAUACUGGAAUUGUAGUUUGGUUAUGGGAGUAUUUCCAUAAACGCUUGAAUGAAUUGUUUAAUAUUCCAAGUCAUACCCUCCAUGGAAUGACCACUGUCAAUUUAACAGUCACCCAGUGGAUGGAGCAGUGUGCUGGUAGAUGUCAAGAUCACUUGUCAAGCCUUGAUCAGGAAAACAGCUUUUCUUUGCUGCUAAGAAUUAUUGCUGUUCAUCUCAACAAAAUACAGCUGUCAGGGUCACAGCAAGGCUGGAAACAGAUGAAGGGCAGGUUUUAUUCCAAGUUCACAAAAAAGCGCAUGGAGGAGUUGAGUGAGACUGGUACAAGACAUUUUCUUAAUUUAUUUCUUACAUUGUCUUAUAUUGCCGCUGAUCUGGAAGAUGUGGCAACUAAAAUGUGUCAUUUUCUGGAUUUACUGGACUUCUCCAGUGAAUCUCCUGGUAAAAAGGUUCUCAUUGUUAAAGGUUUGUUUACUUUGAUGUUAAUCUACAAAGAAAGAAACAUGGACUUUGCAUAUUUGUCCAACAAGAUGUCAACCAUGUUUUGGUUGGUUUGUAAGGAAUUCUCUCCUGAAAAACAAGUGAGAGACAAACGACAACUAUGGGACCUGGUAAUGGUGUACCUGGACGGCACACAGGAAAUACUUGAACACAAGAAUAAGCAUGAUUUGUCUGAGUUUAAACUGAUUGAGAGUCCAGGAUUUAAAUAUCUUUUUGAGGGUUGUCGUGGCAAUGAACUCCAACAUCUUUUGAUGUUCGUUCAGUCUGUCUUAGCAUUAGUACGGCCAUUACAAGACAACACAGCUGUCAGCAGUAAACAAGAAAUGUCUGGAUAUUUGUGGUCAAACAUGUUCCCGUACUUACAAAAACUGUUGUCACGCGAUCGCACCAUUAUGAUGCCGCUCUCUACGAUCCUGGCAGAUACAAUGGCUGGGUUCACCCUACUCGCUUUAGAGAGGUACCCUGAUACUGUGAACAGAAGUGUUUCUUUCAAGAAUUUAAUGUCAGACUAUGGCAUCAAAGAUGAACUUCCAGCAAGUUUUGUCUGCAGAUUUCUGGGCCAUGUAAUAACAGCUCGUGAUGCUGAGAUGGUCAUUGAAGCUGAAUCAUUACAAAGUCAAGUGAUUCAUGCUUGGUUUCGAUGUUUAUUGCAAUUGCCUACAAAUGAAGAGAGCUGCUUUACACUGUCAAGGGCUGUUGCUCAACUUCCUGAAAUGGCAUCAUUAAUCAAAAAUCAGGAAGGGUUUGGUUUGAGUGAAAAUAGUGAAACUACUCUGAAGCAGUUUAUUAUGGCACUAGCCAGUCAUUACCAAUCACUGACAACAUUUGAACAAAUCAUUCAGUUUCGUACUCGAGCUCAGCUGUACUUUGGUAAUGUUGAGAAGUACAUUGAAGUAUUUAUCAACACUGGAAAACCACAAGACUCUCUCAGACUGGCUUUCUCUUUGUGUGGUUCAAUGUUUAAAUACUGCUACAAGAUCAUUUACAGUAAGUCUAUACAACUGUGCCUGCUGCCAAAACUACUUGAUCAACUAAUCCUACCAUUGCAUACCAACAAAGUCCUUCCUGUUGUCCAGCAACAUGCCAGUCGAUACUUGCAUAUGUUUUUGCAAGGUCUAUCACAACUCGACUUUAGGAAAGACGAGUUUAUAAAAAGGAAAAUCCGCAAAAUAUUGGAUAAUUACUUUCAUAAGAGUUUGAUGACUACCAGUCCUCCAGCAACUGUUAACAACCCUUUCAUGGCUGUCUUAAAAGAUUCCUUAGAAAAGGAGCCUACCAAGGAAUCAAGUGAUUUCAGACAGUUCUGCAUUAGUUAUAUCUCAGAAGAGUUUUUUCAGCUGCCACAGCCACCUCAGAAACUGAAUGUGACACUUCACUUCAUGGUCGACCUCUUCAAAAGAACACAGUCUCUACAACAAAUAGCCAGAAAUACUGAGGCACUCCUGGUUCCAAUUCUUGGCUGUUUGUUGGCUUGCGAGACCAGCCAACCAGGAAACGAACCACCAAACAUCAGACGUCAAGCAACAGACAUUUUAAGGAUGAUGAUUGACAGCUCCAAACAAGAUGAAAACUAUAAGUCCAUUUUAUCACCUCUUUUAAAGACAUUUGUAGCAAAUAAUUUACAGAAAUGUCAGGGGCAGGUGUUCGCUACACUCAAACCCCUUACUGUGCUAGACCCACCACUCAUUACUGGUCUUAUUCCAGACUUUAAACAGUCCAUGAUGCAAAGCGAGACAUCACGUGGUGUCGGGACAGAUAAUCAAUUAAGAAAAGCAUUUCAUAAUCUUUUAAAACAUCUUGGACAAGGAGAAUAAGUAAAUUUGAAUCACUCAUUGUCGUGUUUGAAGAAUGGGCAAUAUUGUCAGAAAUCAUGAAUCAAUGUAAAUUUUUACGACUCAGAUCUGCUUCCAUUUGUCAUAUCUGUACCUGAGUAAAGCAAUUCUGAUCAUGUUUUAUUCUGGGCACCAGAUGGAACUGUUUAAUAUCACUUAUCUAACUAUAAGUCAACAGUAAGACUAAAAAACACUGUUAAUUGUAAAUUAUGUACAAAAAACCUGAGAUCACAAGAUUGAUGUAUAUUAAAAUUAUUGAAUAAAUAUAGAUUUGA
This is a messenger RNA of Exaiptasia diaphana, 3948 nucleotides long. RefSeq names its product protein MMS22-like. NCBI's taxonomy places the organism in Eukaryota, Metazoa, Cnidaria, Anthozoa, Actiniaria, Aiptasiidae. Bases 56 to 3655 code for a protein of 1199 amino acids. The record is from RefSeq and is a predicted model, not a curated record. Gene Ontology annotation, cellular component: nuclear replication fork. Gene Ontology annotation, biological process: replication fork processing; double-strand break repair via homologous recombination. The transcript is spliced from 37 exons.